GCCGAGCGCUGCCCCCGCGGCCCGGAGCGCAGGCGGCAUGCGGGGGCUCCGGCCCGCCCUGCUCUGCCUGCUCUGCCUGGGCGCCGCGCGCGGACUCCCGGCGCCCGCCUCGCCCACCCGGCCGCCAGAUGAUUUAAGAAGUGAAACGAGUUUCCUCAAAGAAUUGGUGGUUGGAAGUGGCGAUACAGUUGAACUUCAGUGCAAUACUCUGGACUUGCCUGUCUCUCUCCUCUGGUAUAAAGAUGGCGUUGGGAUUUCACCUACCAACCGGACUCAUAUUGGGCAAAAACUCUUGAGGAUUAUAAAUGUGUCCUACAAUGAUUCAGGCCUGUACAGCUGUAAGAAGAGACAUUCGAUGGAAAUGCUCAAGAACUUUACGGUCCGAGUUACAGAAUCCCCAUCAUCGGGUGAUGAUGAAGAUGAACGUGACGAUGAAGAAGAUGAUGACUCUGAAGACGGAGCGGCGCCUUAUUGGACCCAUCCUAUCAGAAUGGAAAAGAAGCUUUUGGCAGUGCCAGCUGCCAAUACUGUCCGUUUCCGGUGCCCGUCAGCUGGCAAGCCACUUCCUUCCAUAUCCUGGCUGAAAAAUGGCAAAGAAUUCAAGGGGGAGCACCGUAUUGGAGGCAUUAAACUGCGGCAUCAGCAGUGGAGUCUGGUCAUGGAGAGCGUUGUUCCGUCAGACCGAGGCAACUACACCUGUGUGGUCCGGAACAAAUACGGUGAAAUUCGGCAUACUUACCAACUUGACGUUCUUGAGAGAUCUCCCCACCGCCCUAUUCUCCAGGCAGGAUUGCCUGCCAAUCAAACAGUGGUGAUUGGGAGCAAUGUGGAAUUCCACUGCAAAGUGUACAGCGAUGCUCAGCCUCACAUCCAGUGGUUGAAACAUGUGGAAGUCAACGGAAGCAAAUACGGGCCAGAUGGGGCUCCUUACGUCUCUGUCCUAAAGUCCUGGAUCAGUAAAAACGCUGAAGCCGAUGCUAAGCUAAAUCUAUUCAAUGUGACCAAACGAGAUGAAGGCGAAUAUCUUUGUAGAGCCAACAAUUUCGUAGGCAGAGCCGAAAAAUCAUUUUGGCUCCACAUUCACAAACCAGAACCAGCAGAAAAACGGGUUGCGAGACAGGAUUCCAGCUCGUUUUAUGCAGGGAUCCUCAGCUACGGGAUCGCCUUCGCUCUUUCCAUCCUCGUGGCUGUGAUGGUGUUGAUUUAUAAAAUCAAAAGGCCGGCCAAAAAAGCUAUAAACGCCACUGCCGUUCAGAAAGUCUCCAAGUUCCCGCUCAAGAGACAGGUAACAGUGUCCUUGGAGUCCAACUCCUCCGUGAACUCCAGCACUCCCCUGGUGAGGAUCACCCGCCUCUCCUCCAGCGAGGGCGCCGUGCUGGCCAACGUCUCCGAGCUGGAGCUGCCCGCGGAUCCCAAGUGGGAAUUGGCGAGAUCGCGCUUGACUCUCGGGAAGCCUCUGGGCGAAGGCUGCUUCGGUCAGGUGGUGAUGGCCGAAGCCCUGGGGGUCGACAAGGAGAAGCCAAACAGGCCCAUUACAGUAGCCGUCAAGAUGCUGAAAGACGACGCCACAGACAAGGAUCUCUCCGACUUAGUCUCAGAAAUGGAAAUGAUGAAGAUGAUGGGGAAGCACAAAAACAUCAUUAACCUCCUGGGCGCCUGCACGCAGGACGGUCCUCUCUAUGUUCUUGUGGAAUAUGCCUCCAAGGGGAAUUUAAGGGAAUACCUGAGAGCUCGCCGGCUACCUGGCAUGGAUUAUUCUUUUGAUACCUGCAAGCUUCCUGAGGAACAGCUGACCUUCAAGGACUUGGUCUCCUGUGCCUACCAGGUAGCCCGUGGAAUGGAGUAUCUGGCAUCUCAAAAAUGUAUUCACCGAGACCUGGCAGCCAGAAAUGUUCUGGUCACGGAAGACAACGUGAUGAAGAUAGCUGACUUUGGUCUGGCCAGGGAUGUUCACAACAUCGAUUAUUACAAAAAAACAACUAACGGCCGGCUGCCUGUGAAAUGGAUGGCUCCUGAAGCCUUGUUUGACCGUGUCUACACUCAUCAGAGUGAUGUAUGGUCGUUUGGGGUGCUGCUAUGGGAGAUCUUCACUCUGGGAGGGUCCCCCUAUCCAGGAAUCCCAGUUGAGGAGCUUUUCAAACUCUUGAAGGAAGGCCAUCGUAUGGACAAGCCAGCAAACUGUACCCCAGAUUUGUACAUGAUCAUGAGGGAGUGCUGGCAUGCGGUUCCUUCACAGCGGCCAACUUUUAAGCAGCUGGUGGAAGACCUGGACAGAGUGCUGACCGUGACAUCCACAGAUGAAUAUAUCGACCUCUCCGUGGCCUUUGAGCAGUACUCCCCCAGAGGCCAGGAUGCCCACAGUGCCUGCUCUUCAGGAGAUGACUCCGUAUUUGCACACGACCUUCUCUCGGAGGACCCUUGUCUUCCAAGGCCGCAGGCCAACGGCCUCGUCAGGACAUGAGGACGGGCGGAGCCUGGAAAACUAGAUUCGUGAAUGUAUGUCUGAGGGGAACUCGGGAACGAGACCCAAAGGAAGGUGUGUUGUUCUGCUCCACGGCACAGAAGGGUGCGUUGCUGUGUAGCCGUGGCGCGCGCGUGCACACACACGAACGUACUUUCUGCUGUUCUCGUCAAACGCACGGAAACUUUGGAAGGCAAAGGAGAGGAUGGUGAACCUCCAGCCUCUGAGUCCGUUCUCCGUGCCCGCAAUUCUAGGAGUGGGUGGGAAAAAUGAGAGAGAGAAAAAUAAAUAAAUAACGUGCACAGAAUGUAGGAAGCUUUGCCCGGUGCCCUCGUUGCACGGAUCCCCUUUGUUGGGACUCAGUAGUGCCAUGUUGCCUGCAGGGAAUCUUAAGUAAGUACUGAUUUUAUAUUUGAUAAAUAGAAAAUUUUGCCAUCUGCUUAAGGACGUAUUCAAAGCCAUUCUGAGGAGUUAAUCACUCUUGAAAGCGCUAAACCUCUGUUAAGUGGCCUUUGCUUUUCCCACGCUGGGGAUCUAAGCCAGCUCUUGCACUAACGAUUGGAUAAAAGUGAGUGUGUGCAGGCAAGACGAGACGGGAAGGCCUAGAGGCGUUGCAGGCUCUAGAAAUUUGUGGGGGUGUGGUUUGUGUGUUGGGGUGUGCGUGUGUGUCAUUUGUUAAUGAACAUGUAGCAAUGACUUUGGCUAACUUUUCCAGGGGAUUUCUAUGAACUGUAAAAAUCCUGCUAUUUGCUACAUUUAUUUAGCUAUUUUCUGGGUGAGUUUUCUGUAGAUAAGGUUUAAAUAUAUUUGUAAUGGAGGCCUAUAAUUUUUUCCUAGAAAUCUAUUAUCAAACACUUGGAGAGAGAAAAAAAAAACACCACAAUAUUACGGGUACCCAUAGCCAAGCGCCUUUCAACGAAUCACAAAAUUUUAUUUCCUACAAUUGUGCAUAUAUCUAUAAAUAGCUCUUGUGUGUAUAUAAUAUCUCUGAUAUUAACAUGGCUGACAAGACUGAAGAAUUUAUUCCAGUUAAGAAUUCUUCCAGAAUAGGACAUACUGAUUUAGGCAAAGAUUUUCUUUCAUCUUGUCAGCUUGUUUUGUUUUAAAAAUUUAUAUUUUAACAUGUAUAUUUGUAAAAUUAUUUAUAGAUAUUAACAUAUGUUCAUUAAUGUAUACAUUUAAUUUUUUUUCAUCAGAUUUAAGGAUUUUAACUUAUUAAAAAUAGAAGGAAGAUCAUUCAAGAUGGUUUUUCUGAAUUCCUGAGAAAUCUUAGAAAAAUGUAUAGCUGUAUAGUCCUUCAACACAUUAAUACUAAUUUUUCUUUAUAAAAAAACAACAAAAAAGUGCUUUUUCUGGGUUGCAACAAUGAUCAGGACAUACAUUCUGUAAUAUUGAAAUUAAACUCAAACAUUUGACAGCUGGAAUAACCCUUUUUCCAUCUCUGUAAAAUUGCUAAGAAAUCUUUCAUCACUUUUGCCUCUGUGCAUUAAGUUGGAGGGAUUUUUUUUGCCAGUUUUUUUUUCUUUGAAUCAAGGUGUUCUUCAUGGUUGAAAAAAAUAACAGAUAUGUGGCAGAACUGAAUGUUGACUGCCAAUAAGAUUAACCCUCUCUCUCUCUCUGUGUGUGUGUGUUCCCAUUUGCAUUUUUACAGCAAAGGAUCCAAACAAAAUAAUAACUCAAAAUAUACAUAAAGUUCUGAUGAUUGUAGGUAGCCUUCGAACCUAACAUUUUGCUUGGGAAAAAUGCUAGGUUUUGUGGAUAACUCAGUCAAAACACUCCAGGUACUUUGCUAGCAUUUUAAAGAGUUGUUGCAAGAUUAUUUUUUGUAGAGUCUUAGGGAGCGGUUCCGGUUUCUGAUGUAAGAAUUUGAAACGGAAGGCUGAUUUUUCACUCCUGCUGGUCCCAAACCAUGAAAAUGCAAGGAACCCUCCUGUCUUUCCUUCCAGUUGGCCCAUAGGAGAACCCAAAGUACAUCAUCCAAUCAAUUCCCAAAUUCCUGAUCUAGCACUAGUCAAAAAACUCCCUCUGUCCUGUUUCACAUGAGGGUGUGUGUGUGUGUGUGAAGCACCUGCAGCUCUCCUCCGUAUGCAUUCAUUCCGUCGGUUGAUGUGUGUUGGGUAGCUUGCUAACCUCCCAAUUGGAGUGGUUGCAGUGGAUGGGAAGCCAGGCAGGGGAUAGUUCGUUGUUAAAGACUGGAAAAAUCAGCAAAAGCACAGAGAUCCACCAUAAGCUUCCCGGCUUCCUCUCCUGCAUUCCUUUCUUGCACUGAAAAGCCCCCAGCAUGGGAGCAAGUCAGCAACUUUGCAAAGAGUAGCUCAGGCGAAACAGGAAAACAGAUUCCAAGAUCAAGAGGUUGAGCCUUUAAUUUGGGGGGCAGAUAGUGGCCAGCUUAGGCCUCAAAGCAAGGAGGCAGACGUUCCCCUGCGCUGGAAAAUGGAUGCCCUCAAGGUCUCCAGAACCACCACACCUAAACGGAAGAUGGCAGCUCUGUUACGAAUCGAUUUUGAAUCAUGAAACGCAUCAGGUCCAAAGCUGAUGCCAAAGUGAUACAGCCAUUGGAGCAAAGGCAUACCUAUUGAAUCAGGAAGUUAAAAAAAAUAGGGAUAUAUAAAACGGAGGAAGAACAGGGUUCUAGUUCUGGAACUAGGAUUAAGGAGGAAGGUGGAUGCAAGAACCAUGUAGCCAAGUCUACAUACCAGCAAUUUGACUAAGCGCCAUUUGAGCGCCAUUUGCAAUGGAAUGUACAAAUGUCCUUGGAGAAGUUUGUAUAUCCCAAAAGUGCUUUUUCAAAAGACAACCGGACUUUGCUCUCCUUGAGUAGGUUUUGCUUCUCGUCUUAAGAAGCUUUCUUGGGCUCCUGAAGAAGCUUCUUGGGUGAGAAGGAAAAACAAAAGCACCUUUGACUUGGACAACCGAGAACCUCCACAGGAAGUUUUAAACUUUUUAAUUUGCAUAGUUUUAAUAUUUUAAUUAUUAGUUUUUAUUUAUCUUUUAAAAAUCUGUAAGCCACCUGGAGUCGCCUUAUAGGGAGAAUGGGCAGCAAAGAAAUUUAAUGAAUAAGUAAGUAAUAAAUAAGAGCUGCUGGAUCUAAUGGUUAGAGAAAGAAACUUCUGAAGAACUCGUCCUAAUGGAUUAGGGAGCUAAAACUGGAGGCAGGAAAUUGGUGCCUCCAGACUUGGAAGAUGCUCUUAAUAUAACUUUACAGUAAAAUAGAAUUAGCUCACGUCGCUGUUAUUUUCGGUCUGGUUUACCGGAAAGAGCAAACAUCAGUCGGAUUCAUUCGCACGUUACGUUACACCAUUCCAGAUCAAUGUUCAGCAUAUUCUUGCAAUACCACAAGACAGAUUCAAAAUAAUUCAUUUAUAGAAAUGGAGCUUCAAAGAGUUUUUUUAAAAAAAUAAGAGUUCUAUAGACCCCUACUUUUGGGGGGGAAUAAAAAAAAUUGUGCUAUUUUCUUAUUGGGCCUGUUAGUUUUGUACAUUCCAAGCCUCUGAAAUUCGCCAUUCCAGCCUCAGUGGUUACCUUAAAUAUAUUAUGUUGGCAUAUAAUAUAUUUAUGAAAGAUUUUACAAAGAUAUAUUUCUUACAUAACUUUAAAGCCAGGGUUUGAAAACUUGAAUGUUUCUUUAAACCUUUAUUCCUGUCCGUGUUGUGUUGCAAUCAGUAAGUUUGCAAAUUGUGACAUUUUGAUGAACCUUUAUCCCAGUCCAACGUCUUCUAGCUUCUGUAUUGCUUUUAAACAUUUUAGAAGAUGUGAAACAAAAAAAAACAACACAAAAAACAUACCCUGUUUUUGUUUACCUGGCCCCCAAAUAAAAAAAAAAACUUAAACCUAA
This is a messenger RNA of Crotalus tigris (Tiger rattlesnake), 6296 nucleotides long. It is a transcript of the gene FGFR3, whose product is annotated as fibroblast growth factor receptor 3. Gene Ontology annotation, cellular component: signaling receptor complex; membrane. The coding region runs from base 38 to 2461 and encodes 807 amino acids. The transcript has 17 exons. Lineage: Eukaryota; Metazoa; Chordata; Lepidosauria; Squamata; Viperidae. Gene Ontology annotation, biological process: positive regulation of MAPK cascade; positive regulation of kinase activity; fibroblast growth factor receptor signaling pathway. The record is from RefSeq and is a predicted model, not a curated record. Gene Ontology annotation, molecular function: fibroblast growth factor binding; ATP binding; fibroblast growth factor receptor activity.